UGCUCCGGGCGGCUCGACGCUGCACGGAGACAACCCAUGAUCACGGACUGAACACGCAUCCUCACACCACUGACCCGGGCUGAGCCGCGUCCUGCGCGCGUGUGUGUGCGUGUGUGUGUGCAUGUGUGUGAGAGAGCGCGAGGGAGCGUGAGUGAUCCACAGAAAGCAGCAGCAGCACGAUGGAGGAUCUCAAGGAGAAUCCUGGAACUUUGGAUUGACGCGCGCGCUCGGCCCGAACCUUCGCUCAAUCCUGGAUGUACAUACAUAUAUUUGGAUGUUGUCCAUUUUCCCUCUUUGCUUUUUUCUACACAGUGGGAAUUUACACUUGGCUUACAACUCUUAUUUCUGGCGUGUAAAAUGCCAUUCGCCAAAAGGAUUGUGGAGCCGCAGCUUCUGUGCAGACACCACAUCCCCAAUGAUGAGGGUCUGCUUUUUGAGGACCUGCGCGCCAUCACGAACGUGGUUCUGUCCCGAACCUUGCGACAGCUGUCCGACCUGGCCCGGCACGCCUGCUCCUUAUUCCAGGAGCUGGAAAACGACAUACUUAACGCCAACCAGCGGGUCUGGGUCCUCCAGAACAAAAUAGGCCAGAUCCAGCAGACUGCCGGCGCGCUGGACCCCAAAAAGGAGGCAGUGCCGGUGUCGAACUUGGACGUUGAGAGUAAGGUGUCGGUUCACUACCAGGCUCCAUGGCACCAGCAACACAACGUGUUUCAUCCUUGUACCCGGCCCCCGUGUUUGGAGGAGCUGCACAGGAAUGCUCAGCUCAGCCUCCGAGCCCUGUACCGAGAUGAACAGCAGCAGCAGCGGUCUUCAAGUCGGGAACAGAACAGGGUGACCAUCUCGAUCUCAGUGGCGCCCCCUAUGCCCACUUUUCCCUCACCACACACCAUUCGCAGGCAGCAGAGGAGUCGUUUGGCACGAGCUCAAGAGAGAGCCGAGCGGGAGCGAGAAUUAGACUAUCAACCCAAGAAGGAGAGGACUGUGAGAGAAACAGAAAUCCAAACCAUUCAGAAAAAAGCGAGAGAAGGGAGAGAAGCAGACAUUCAGACCAUCCAAAGAAAGUUUGAGUGCUUUUACUCACUUCAUCCUGUUGAAGGUUGCAUCUUCAUUCCAUGGAACAGAAAGGCUACCUCGACAGUGGAGGGUGAAGGCAGUGAUUCUUUGGGGGCUCACAGACCCAAGGUUUCUGUCCCCAACCCUCCCUCCAACCAGGAGAAACAGACAAACUGGUCCAAGGAGAACGUCCCACCAUCAGAUCAAAAGACAACUGAUGACAGUAAUUCCACUUCCUCCUGCAUCAUCCCAAUCAAUGUCACAGGUGUUGGUUUUGACAGAGAAGCCAGUGCUCGUUGCUCUCUUGUCCACUCCCAGUCAGUUCUCCAGAGGAGAAGAAAGCUGAGGAGGAGGAAAACCAUCACAGGGAUACCCAAACGAGUGCAGCAGGACAUGGACUCAGAUGAAUCACCAGUAGCGAGAGAACGCACAGUGAUUGUCCACGCCAAUCCACAUCAGCUGUCUCUGUGUCAAGAAGACCUCUCACUCAGCGGCCGCCUCCAUCACACACGUGACUCUGGCUGUCAGACGGAUGAUUUCCUCAUAGCAUGUACAGCUGCUCCUUCCAGACGACGAAUCAGAGCUCAGCGUUGCCAUCAGGGAAUCCCCGCCUCUCUUUCCCAUUCAACGGGCAACAUUUCUUCCCUGGGUGACCAGUCAGACUCCACAUACACCAGUGCCACAGCCCACAGCGGGCGCUUGAGAUCUCGCAGCCUUCCACGAGAGGGUGGGCAUCUCAUGGACAGUGAUGAAGAUGAUGAUGACAAUUACGAUGAUGAUGAUGAGGAUGAAGAGUUGUCACCAUAUGAAGCAGAGGACUUUAUUCCAUCUGGCCCAAGCCCAAGGAUGAAGUUGAUGAUGAUGAAGGAUGAAGAAGAGAGCACUGAUGAUCAGGCAGCUCCAGAGUCAUUGCAGCUUGGUAGCCUAAAGAGGUUGCAGCGAUCUGGAGAGAGAGGAGGUGGAGGAGGAGGGAGUCCGGAGCACAGCUGGGUGGAGAGAGGUCGUUCUCGCUUGCCCCGUAAAGCUGACAUGGGUAGCUGUGAGAUCUCUUCCAGUUCAGACACUUUCAGCAGCCCAAUUCAUUCUGUGUCUACAACAGGAGUCCUAGGCACUCAUGUGGACCACAAGGAGGACCACCAGUCAUCAAGUGGGAAUUGGAGUGGUUCCAGCUCCACCUGUCCCUCUCAGACCUCUGAAACCAUCCCUCCUCCCUCUUCACCACCACUGACUGGCUCAUCCCACUGUGACUCUGAGCUGUCACUAAACACUGUGCCCAAUGCCAUAGAUGAAGGGUUCUCUCUGGACCCAUCCUACCACUCUGAACUCAGACCACAGGGCCAUGGUCAUAGAUCAAGCUCAUUCACAUCCUCAGCCACAGACCAACUGGAUGAUGCAGGGGUCAGUACGGCCAGUGAAGGGGAAUGGACAUACCCUCCAGACCAAGACCAGACUGAUCCAGAUCAAGACCCUGACCAGACACAAAAUCUGAGCCAAAGCCAUGAGUUAGACCAGGAGUAUAGCUCCAAACAAGAUGCAGAUGACCAAAUGUCCUUCGGUAAUAAGACCAGAAACACUGAAAUGGAAGCUGGCUCUGAUGCAGAGGGUUUCUACUCUUCUGUCAAUUUUGGGGAUUGUAAUCAGAAUUAUAGAGAAUGCAUGUACAACUAUGCAGUCCCAGGGUCUGACUGUGUUCAGUCUAACAGUGUGGCAGCAACACAAGCCCAUGGAGUUUACUCACAGCCCUCUACUGACUCUAAAGCAGGCACAAUGACCCUUGGAAGGCCCUGUCGCCCACUAAGGAAACCAAAAGUCAAACCCCAGCCACCAAAACGGAGCUCCUCACUGAAGGAAACCUGUAUUAGUGUAGAUGUCGGAACAGACACACAGGCAGAUCAGGAUCUACCAAAGAUGGUUACAGAGCAAGAACUUCAUUUGUCUUCCACAGAUAUGAAGCUGGAUCUGGAAGUAGAGCUUGUAGCCAAUCCAGAGCCAUUACAGACAUCUUGUCUUGUGGCAGAGCCUCUGGGGACAUGGGGAAUAGGUUUGGGAGAAACUGUGGACAUAGUAGAACCAAUGUCCUUCAGCUCCGCAGAUACACACUCUUUCAAAGAUGAAGGUGCUGUGCAGUCUGAUUAUGCAGACCUGUGGCUGCACAACAGUGAGCUGAAGUCCAACAAUGGUGAGUACACAACCAUGUCCAACUCAAGCACGGCCACAGGCACUACUGUCAUGGACUGUAUGAAGUCACCAGACAGCUCUUCCUCCUCCACUGACACUCAAUCCCAGGCCAUUGCCCAGCCUUCAGAGACCACAGCAACUACUCCACCUCUGCCACCUGGAGACUUCAAACUUGGGUCACCUGAAAAGCUGGUUGGCCUGGCCUCACCAUCAAGUGGCUAUUCCAGUCAGUCAGAGACACCAACAUCAACCUUACCCUCAUCUUCAGCAGCGUUCUUCCCAGGACCUCUUUCUCCUUCAACUGGUAAGAGAAAGCCCAAAGUGCCCGAGAGGAAGUCAUCUCUCUCCUCAUUGCAGCACUUCCCCAGAGAUGGAUCUUGCAUUUCUUCUGGCUAUAAGAGAGACCCAGACUUCCCUCCUCCACCUUCUCAACUUGAUCUCAAUGUUCUUCAUGGCAGUUAUGCCCGACACACACUAUGUCACCGGACACACUACAUGCACACACUCCACCACAGCAAACACAGAAUUGCAACCGUUUUGGUCACUGGAACAAAAUCUUCAGCCCCUGAGGCACCAACUGUCAACCAUCCAAGUUCAAACUCCAUCCCUGCCAUCCCCAGCUCCAAUCUGAUGCCAUCAUCUGCUCUUCAUUCAACGCAACAACAUUCACUCAGCCAAUCUACAGAUUGCUCAACCACAGCAGACCAGGAAACAGUCAGUGGAGCAGAGACUGUAACCAGGCCUAAAUAUCCUCCUAGUGGUUCCACACUGGCACCACCUCCCAUCAGCACUAGGCCUCCCCCUCCCCGGAGACCACCACCUCAAAGACCCCUACCUCAGGACCACACCUCCUCCCCUGAACACUCGCAACCACCGCCCCCUGGCCGACACCCUGAUGGACCCCCAUCUUAUGAAAGCCUGUUACUUAGGCAGGAUCGCUAUGGGCCUGGAACAUUCUGGGCUAUGACAGCUUUCAGAAACCAAAUGGACCCAUCAUCAGAUUUCGCUGAUGACAGCUCCCCCUUGCAUCGGCCUGUGCCACGAGCUCCACAUCCAUCGCCUGUAGAUUUACACACACACAUCCAGUCGCACACAGAAUUCAGAGGGCUCACACACUCAUCUCAGGCACACCCUGAGUUUAGGGUUUUGGGGGAGCGCUCCUUCUCCCAGGAUGACGAUGAUGAUGAUGAUGAAGAUGAGGAGGAGGAGGAGGAGGAAGAGCAGGCGAAAGACCCACCUAGAGCUGUAUACUCCAGAGGAGGCAUGCGAUCGGAUCACCCGCCACCCCCGGCAUAUGAGUUUGCUGGAGGCUCCCACUCAGACUCAGGGCCCUGGGCUAGUCCAAUUAAAGUGCCUGGUACCAUUACACAAACAUCACACUCUUAUCUCAUAAGUGAUGCAAGGAAAGGAAGACAGGAAGAACAGGAUGAAGGGGAGGAACUGACAUCAGGUGCUACCAGAAGUGCCCAUCUGCAGCAGCAGCCAGUGGACAGUAAAGAUGAAUCUACCACUCCUGACACUGAGGAUUACUUCAGUAAAGGGAUUUUGUUUGCUACAGAUUCCACACCCAGUGACAACUCACUGUCCCCUCUGAUGGACGACACCAAAGUGGAUGACGACAUUAUCAUCACCUCACCCAAUAAGACACGUACAACUGAGGACCUGUUUGCCAUGAUACACAGAUCCAAAAGAAAGGUCCUGGGCCGGAAAGAUUCAGGAGACUUAAAUGUAAAGUCUCGUCUCUGCCCUACAACAAUGGUGGCCCUCGGCAGUGCCUCCGCCAUCAGUAUCCCACCUGCCCCUCCUCUCAACAUCCCAGCCAAUUUAGCCUCUGUCGCCACCUUACAACGUGCCCCAGUGCCAAUUUACCGCAGCGCCAAGAAGUCCAGCACAUCAAAUGAGGAGUUCAAACUUCUGCUGUUGAAGAAAGGCAGCCGGUCUGAUUCCAGCUACCGCAUGUCAGCCACAGAGAUUCUGAAGAGUCCGAUCACCCCUAAGAACCCUGGAGAGCCACUUCAAGAAGGACCUGUCAGGCUGGCUGAGGAGUAUGCGUCUACACUCCAGGAGCCCCCCAUUUCUGCUAUGGACUCAAUCCAGAUUCCAGGCCUUUUUCCUAGGGCCAACUCUGAGAGUUUCACCCCAAAAACCUUGCCCAUGUCAGCUGCAUCCCGACAAGGCCGCUCUCGAAUCCCCCCAGUAGCCAACAGCAGUCGCUAUAGUACACGUAGCCGCCUCUACACAGCACCCAUGCAAGCCAUCUCUGAAGGGGAGACGGAGAACUCAGAUGGGAGCCCCCAUGAUGACAGAUCCUCGUAGAACAACCUCUAAACAACCUCUGUUCUUGGCUGUUUCCUAAAUUUAAAAUGGCCAGUCACGACUUGUACUUUUAUAUUGUUGAAUAUGUGUGACGAAGGCUGACUACUGCUUGAACACCCCCCCCCCCCCCACGCCCCCCGUUGUAUGGAUCUAUUAACCUUAAAAGAUGUUUGACAAAAUGUUGUGAGACAGUGGAAUCAUAAAAGGAUGCUCAUGAGAACUAUGAGGUUAUACCUCUUCAAAAGAAUAGCUCCUUCUUCGUUAAAACAAGACUUAGCACCUGUUAUGAUUGAAUUGUCUAAAAAAACCCCACUAACUUCCAGAUGUUUGGUAAAUUAUAAUAAGGAAAGAAAGUUGUGGAAUAUGGACAUGCGUAUGCAUAUAACAUCUGGCAGCCGCUGAUAUUUAUACUACUUUGUGUUU
This is a messenger RNA of Thalassophryne amazonica, 5973 nucleotides long. RefSeq names its product Nance-Horan syndrome b (congenital cataracts and dental anomalies) (gene nhsb). The record is from RefSeq and is a predicted model, not a curated record. Bases 358 to 5550 code for a protein of 1730 amino acids. The transcript has 13 exons. Gene Ontology annotation, biological process: cell differentiation; lens development in camera-type eye. NCBI's taxonomy places the organism in Eukaryota, Metazoa, Chordata, Actinopteri, Batrachoidiformes, Batrachoididae.